This is a messenger RNA of Durusdinium trenchii, 1220 nucleotides long. Lineage: Eukaryota; Dinophyceae; Suessiales; Symbiodiniaceae. The record is from the annotation of a GenBank genome assembly.
GCGCCAGCGAUUUACCCCAAGCUCUUCUAUCUCAAAACUGGGCGUAUUAUUGUGCGUGUCAGUCACUUCAGCUUUGCGAUCGACUUCAGCACACAGAUGUUGCAUGAGGCUUUCAUGGUCACCGCCCCGGACGGACACUUGUGAGAUUUGUGAGGAUUUCUUGUGCAACAUUGACAACCAUAGUCAGGCCACAUGACAACCUGACGCAAUUUACACCCGUGCCCAUGUUCACAAAAACGAGUCAAGUCGUCAUCCAGCACCAACAACAUCCAACAACCAUAGCUUCACCACAGGUUCGGUUCUUGUGUUACCUCCGAUGGUCUCGCAGAAGAGCUGGCGGGACCCUCCUCGGAGAUCUUUUCAGGGCGGCCAGCUGUCAGAUGCGGAAUGUCUCGGCGAUCGAGCGCGAGGUGGCCCGCACGGCUCAAUUUCGCUCGCCAGAGACGCUGGGAAGUGCAGAACUUGCGGCUGACGCCAAACUCCAUGCUAGAGGAGUUCGUGCGCAAAGUGCCCGCGAAGCUCGCCAUGGCUUCCUACAGGAUGUGGUCAAGUCCAUCGUCAUCUGGACACUAUGCUGCUUGCUUCAGUGUAGCCUCGUUUGGGCACUUGCACAUUUCAGCGUGAGCUUGCAGCUCCCAAAGUGGAUGUCCGGAUCAGGGUGGCUUCUACUGGGCUCCUGCCCCGUGCUCGGAGCCGAGCGGCUGCUGCAACGCAGCGCGGCGGGCGUGAAGCUCCGCGGCAUCUCUGGAGAUGGCCCAAUGAAGGAGGUUCCCAGCAGGUGCUUUCCAGCCAUCAUUUUACUGCCAGCACUGCCAGGAGCGCCGUGGUUUGGCCCAAGACGAGUCAGACUGCUCCUGGCCCUCAUGGCUGGCAUGCUCCUGACGGCCCUCGACAGGUGUUUGUCGCCCUUUGCUGCGGUGAUUGGAGGGUGCUUGGAAACGUUGCUCUUGCUGUUGAGGGCCGGCUUCGCGUCGAUCUGGAUCUGCGAUUGGCGCUUGCAAGAGCUCUGGCGAAAAAAGACCUGAGAAAAAUCAUGCACUGCCUCCGGUGUCUUUGUUGGGCUGGUAGAUCUGUUUGGAGAGUUUGUGCAAAACCAUUGUCAAAGAUGACAAGGGUACAAUCAAGUAGGUUUUUUUGAAGAAAACAACACGUUUUCUGUGAUAUUUGUUGCCUAUGUUGGUUGCAAACACAAGAUCCAUGAUGCUAGUGAUGCCUUUUGC